GUUUAUAUCUUCAUUUCAUGUGUGGUAUCUCAAUCUAGCCCAAGACUUUUCUUCCUUAGCAUUUCCUACUCUUCCUUGUUUUGCAGACACAAUUUCUUUAUUCAUUGAUUGUCAUAUAAGCCUCAAAACAAAUAGAGAAUUCGGAAUCUUCACUUAGACACAAUUUAUUUAUUUGUUGAUUGUCAUAUAACCCUCCAAACAAGUACAGAAUUCCGAAUCUCCACUUAGACACAUCUUUAUUUGUUGAUUGUUGUAUAAGCCUGAAAACAAACAGAGAAUUCAGAAUCUCCACUUCCACUUAGCAACUUAAAGAACAAGAAAAUGGCUGAAAUGGUGGUUGGAGCACUUCUCUCGGCUUCCUUUGACGUGCUGUUUGAUCGUCUGGCUUCUCCGGAGUUCAUAAGCUUCUUUUCCAAACAAAAAUUUGAUGAUGGACUCAUAGGCAAUAUGAAGACAAAGUUACUGGCCCUUCAAGUAGUGUUGGAUGAUGCCGAGGACAAGCAGAUUACCAACCCGGCAGUGAAAGCUUGGCUGGACGAGCUUCAACAUGUUGUCUACCAAGCUGACGACUUACUGGACGAGAUAGCUACCAAGGCCUUGAGGCACAAGUUGGAAGCUGAUGAUCAUCAUCCUCCCCAAACCCAAAGCAGCACAAGUAUUGUUCGUCGAUUUCUCCAUCUAAUGAAGCAAUUUCUGUUACGAAUUAAUUGUUUUGUCUCGACUCCUGCUUAUCAUUCUGAUAAUGCUAUAGAGUCGAUGAUGAAAAAGGUCAUCAGUAAGUUGGACGAGUUCAUCAACCAAAAAAAUUCUCUUCAUUUGAUGGAGAAUGUUGGAAGACAAGGAACUUCCCACUUACCAAACAACAGAGAAGAAACUUCCCUGGUAAAUGAGUCUCAGAUUUAUGGGAGGAACAAAGACAAAGAGGAUAUAAUGAAAUUGUUGACCGACGAUAUUGCAACUGGGAAUCAGAUUCCUGUGAUCUCCAUUGUUGGAAUGGGUGGCUUGGGAAAGACAACCCUUGCUCAACAUAUAUACAAUGACACUGAAGUAAAGGACAAAUUUCAUUUGAAAGCAUGGGUUUGCGUUUCCGAUGCAUUUGAUAGUUACAAGAUAACAAAGAAAAUUUUGGACGAUGUUAACGGAACAAACAAGGACAUCGACAACCUUGACCAGCUUCAAAUCAAGUUGAAAGAGAGCCUCACUGGCAAAAAAUUUCUUAUUGUUUUAGACGAUGUUUGGAACGAUGAUUAUAAUGUCUGGGACCGCUUAAGAAAACCUUUCAUUGGUGGAGCACAGGGAAGUAGGAUUAUGAUAACAACACGCAGUGAAAAGGUUGCAUCAGUAAUGGGCGCCAUUCCUAGUCAUCACUUGGAGCCACUGUUGGUUGACGAUUCUUGGUCAUUAUUUGCAAGGCAUGCAUUUGUGAAUGGAGAUCAUAGGCCUAAUUCAGAGCUAGUGAAAAUUGGAAGAGAAAUUGUGAAGAAGUGUGGAGGCCUGCCUUUAGCUGUAAAAUCACUUGGGGGUCUCUUGAGGUCCAAUCAGGAUAUUGAGUAGUGGAAAAAA
Cornus florida is the source of this 1563-nucleotide messenger RNA. Its product is annotated as putative disease resistance RPP13-like protein 1. The coding region runs from base 322 to 1554 and encodes 410 amino acids. Lineage: Eukaryota; Viridiplantae; Streptophyta; Magnoliopsida; Cornales; Cornaceae. The record is from RefSeq and is a predicted model, not a curated record. Gene Ontology annotation, biological process: defense response to other organism. Gene Ontology annotation, molecular function: ADP binding. The transcript has 4 exons.